Monoraphidium neglectum is the source of this 1311-nucleotide messenger RNA. RefSeq names its product Golgi SNARE 12 protein. Gene Ontology annotation, molecular function: protein binding; SNAP receptor activity. Gene Ontology annotation, cellular component: SNARE complex; cis-Golgi network; Golgi medial cisterna. The record is from RefSeq and is a predicted model, not a curated record. Bases 1 to 1311 code for a protein of 436 amino acids. NCBI's taxonomy places the organism in Eukaryota, Viridiplantae, Chlorophyta, Chlorophyceae, Sphaeropleales, Selenastraceae. Gene Ontology annotation, biological process: endoplasmic reticulum to Golgi vesicle-mediated transport; vesicle fusion. The transcript has 9 exons.
AUGGCCACAACCGGCAGCAUACCCCGGCCGCCCAGCACGGGGCCCGACAGGGGAUGGGAGGAGCUGCGGAGAGAGGCGCGGCGGCUGGAGGGAGAGCUUGAGUCAAAGCUGCAGGCGUUGACCAAGCUGUGCGCGGGCUUCGAAGCCAGCUACCACCGCAGCCGGCAAGACGCCCCCGGGCUAGGGCACGACCAGUUGGCGCAGGCCCGGGCGUCCGAGGUUGGCGCGCUGCUGCAGCGGCUGAGUGAUGUGAAUGACGAGAUGGGUGGCGUCAUCGGCGGCGGCAGCGACGCGCGGGCGCACACGCUCGCGCGCCACAGGGACGUGCUGCAGGAGUACACGCAGGCGCGGUCACACGCGGAGUUCCGGCGGCUGGAGUCGUCCCUGGGGGCGGCGCGGGACCGGGCGGAGCUCCUGGGCGGCGGCGGCGGCGAGGGCACGCCGCUGCUUAGUGUGCAGGUGCACACCGCGUCGGGCGCGCUGCUGCGGGAGCGCACGCAGCUGGCCGCGUCCUCGGGCUACGUGGACGCGAUGCUGGCGCAGGCGCAGUCCGUCAGCAAGAGCCUGGCGGAGCAGCGGCGCGUGUUCGACACAGUGCAGGACAAACUGCUGAGCGUGGGGGAGCGCUUCCCUGCAGUCAACGGACUGCUCAACGCAAUCCGCCGGAAAAAGUCAAAGGCCGACGCCUGGUUCGAGGAGGCGCUGUCCCUGCGCGACUCCGACCCCGAGCAGGCCAUCGCCCUCAUGUCGCGCGCGCUCGAGGCGCGCAACAAGGCGUACGGCGAGACAGCUCUUGAGUGCGCGCACGCCUACAUGUACUAUGGGCAGAUGCUGUUCGAGCAGGCCCAAGCAGCGACCGACGUCCUCGGCGACCAGGUGCGGCGCGCCGCCAAGGACCGCGACGCCGCCGCCGCCGCAGCCGACGACGGCAGCGAUGACGCGGCAUCCGACUCCGACGCAGAGCCUGACGCCGCCCCGGGGCCGCCGAACCCGCCGGACCCCGCCGCCGCCGGCCCGAGCGACCCGCGAGCCGCCGCCGCCGGUGCCGCCGGCGACGCGGAAGGCGGGGAGGCGGACGACAUGCAGGUCGCGUUUGAAAUGCUGGAGCUCGCGCGCGUGAUCUUCGAGCGCCACGGGGGCGCCGCCGCGCACCCCAGCGAGGUGGCGGACGUGCACUUGUAUCUGGGAGACCACUGCACCGAGCGGGAGGAAUUCGGGGAGGCGGUGGCGGAAUACGAAAAGGCGGCGGCUGCGCUGUCGCGGAUGGAGCCGGUAAUCCCAUUCCGCCCCUCCCACCCCCUGCAAACUUAA